CGGAGCCAAACGGCACUGAUGAAGCCGAGUUUUGCUGAUCUUCCGACAGUUCUUCUAGAAAUUAUAAUGUCUCAACUUGUGUUAAAAGAUAACAUCCGUGCAUCUGCUGCUUGCAAGUCAUGGCUCGAAGCAGCAGUAUCUGUUCGUGUAGUGGAAAAACAUCCUUGGAUUUUGUAUUUCCCUAAACAUGGCCACUUGUUUAAACUCUGCGAUCCACUGACAUGGAAGUCAAACCCUCUGAAACUACCAGAGCUAGCUGGAUCAACUGUGUGUUACUCAAGAGACGGCUGGUUACUUAUGCAUAGAUGUGAAUCACAGGACACUUUCUUCUUCAACCCGUUUUCUAAGGAGCUCAUAAGCUUGCCCAAGAUUGACCUGUCUUUUCGGGAGAUUGCGUUCUCUUGUUCUCCUACAUCCGAUGAUUGUGUCGUGGUAGCGAUACACUUUGCUGUCAGUAUCAGCACUUGCUGUCCAGGAGCAACUGAGUGGUUUACUAAGCAUCACAUUAUUUUUCCACCGUUUCAAACGCAAAGCAGACCGUUUCAUAAGCAAAGCACGCUUCUAUAUGUCGAUGAUCAAUUCUAUGGCUUUAACGAAGCGAUAGGCUGCUUGUAUUCCUUUUACCCAUAUUCCCGAAGACUGUAUGUUCAUUCUUCUGCAUGUAUCGAUCGUUAUCAGCAGUCAAGUGGGUGCCAAAAAACAGUUUUCUUGGGAGAGAAGAAAGGAGAGCUCUUUCUCAUAUGUACAAGCGGUAACGAGAAGCCAUUAGUCUACAAACUAGUCUCGUGGAAAUGGGAAGAGAUGAGUAACGCUAUGCUUGAUGGCUUGACAAUCUUUGUCAGUUUAUACAACUCUGAGUUGAGAACUAAUCUGCCAUGGAUGAGGAACAAUCUCUACUUCUCAAGGUUUGGUUACAAUCGCAAGCGUGCGUCCUACUCGUUUGAUGAAGACAGGUACACUCCGCCUAUGAAAUGGAACAGGUGGUUAGAACUUUGUCCUCCUCAAUGCGUCUGGAUUGAUCCACCGAAUAACGUUUUAGACAUUUGUGAGAGAGCUUUGCAUGAAAUCUGA
Molecule: messenger RNA, 1071 nt
Organism: Eutrema salsugineum
Lineage: Eukaryota; Viridiplantae; Streptophyta; Magnoliopsida; Brassicales; Brassicaceae
Product: F-box protein At4g00893
Exons: 3
Coding region: 19-1071 (350 amino acids)
Molecular function (GO): protein binding
Source: RefSeq, a predicted model, not a curated record